CGCCACGCCUACUAAAAAUAAUACACACACACACACGUGCUUUUACGCUUCAACAUGGCGUCGUCUGCUAAGAAGAGAGCAAUGGGUAUGGGUGAAAAACCCAAAGAAAGCGAGAACAGCUCGGAGGAGAAUUCGGAGGAUGAAGACGAGUCUGGGGAGGACGACAGCGACGCGUCGGAGGAAAUCAACGAGGAUGUCAUGGUGGACUUUGAAGCUCACUCUAUUUCAGUUAAUGACUUCAACGGCAUUAAGAAACUGUUGCAGCAGCUCUUUCUGAAGGCUCAUGUAAACACGUCAGAGAUGACUGACAUCAUCAUCCAGCAAAACCACAUUGGAAGUGUCAUCAAGCAAGCUGAAGUUCCAGAGGACAGCGAUGAUGAUGACCCAGAUGAAGUGUUUGGCUUCAUCACUGUGCUCAACCUCACAGAGAGAAAAGGCGUCCAGUGUGUGGAGCAGGUCAAGGAGCUGAUCGUGGACCAGUGUGAGAAGAACGCUCCUCACAGUGUAACGGAACAGCUGGAGCAGAUCCUGAAUGACACGACCAAGCCUGUGGGGCUUCUGCUAAGUGAACGCUUCAUCAACGUACCGCCACAGAUCGCCCUCCCUCUGCAUAAACAGCUCCAGGAAGAAAUGUCUGAAGCUCAGAGGACGAAUAAGCCCAGCGGGAAGUGUCACUACUGCCUGAUGAUCAGCAAGACGUGCAAAGAGGCGACCAAGAAUAUCCCGGCCAGAGGAGGAGCUCCGAAAGAGGAGUACCUGUUCGUCAACGCAGAGGAGGAAUUCUUUUACGAGCAAGCCGCCCUGAAGUUCCACUUCUCGGUCCAGGAAGAUGCAGAUUCCUGUUUGAGUGGCAGGUGGUCGUUUGACGACGUCCCCAUGAAGCCUUUCAGGACGGUGAUGAUGAUCCCCGCGGACAAAAUGCCUGCUAUAAUGGACAAACUGAAAGAAUACCUGACUGUGUGAAAUACUCUUGAGACUCGUGUGCACACGGAAGAGCUGCAGGUUCAAGAUGCUUUCUGGUUUAUCUAAAAAGUUCA
Molecule: messenger RNA, 1037 nt
Organism: Nematolebias whitei (Rio pearlfish)
Lineage: Eukaryota; Metazoa; Chordata; Actinopteri; Cyprinodontiformes; Rivulidae
Product: BRCA2 and CDKN1A interacting protein
Exons: 7
Coding region: 55-963 (302 amino acids)
Cellular component (GO): nucleus
Source: RefSeq, a predicted model, not a curated record